AUGACAGUGCUAACAAAGACCGAAGACUGUCCUGUUUGUCAAUCGCCAGACGACACAGGUCCCGGAUCUGACCUCGUCUAUGGCUGGAUCGGUUGCGAGCUGUGCCAACGAUGGUUCCAUCCGUCCUGUGUCAAACUGUCUCCUCAUGAGAUCGAAACAAUAGGCGAGUACCACUGUCCAGACUGUGCCCCUGAACACGGCCCGUCGGUGCUCAAACGGAAAUCAAACCGGUCGCGCAAGAAAAUUGACUACAUUGCACUGAACGAAGGUCAGCAGCUUCGCGAAGUUGACAAACAUCCGCACAUUGAUAACUUCAAGAUGUUCGAAAACGAUAGACCCCUGGAAAAUCUGAUAUACGUUGUUCGUCCAGAGGUGGACGGCAACGAAAGCGGAGUAGUCACGGAUAGCAAACUCACGCAGAUAAUAUUUGAGACGCAGCUGAAGCGGCCCAUUCUUGUUCCAGCAUGCAAUCCAGCUCUCCCAAACUACAAGAACUGCUACGAUCUCACCUUCAGGUUUCCUAAAAUGACAGUCGACCAAAUAGCGGAGGAGGUGGGACUUGACAAGGAGCUGCCGGUCAUGGAUGUCCUUACGCAAAACAACUCGCCCAAUUGGACGCUAGGCAGGUGGAGAGACUACUUCAAUCUCAAAGCUCAAGAUAGAGAUCGGAUACGCAACGUGAUCAGCUUGGAGGUGUCGCAAACCAAAUUGAACGACAAGAUAGAGUUGCCCAAAUCAGUGCUGGAUAUCGACGUGGUGAACAAGAUUUUUAUGACUUGCAGGUCCGAGCUGGAAGCGCACGGGAUCGAGAAACCCAAAGUCAGUAAAUAUAUCCUCAUGUCUGUCAAAGACUCGUUUACCGACUUCCAUGUGGAUUUUGGUGGGACAUCUGUGUACUACACUAUAUUGCAGGGCCACAAACAGUUUCUAAUGUUCCCACCUACGAAGAGGAACCUUGCAGCAUAUGAGAAAUGGUGCUUGUCGGAUGAUCAAAACUCAUUCUGGUUUGGUGAUCUCGUCCCCCCAACAAAACCAGGUAAGGAGCCUAUCGAUCCGGCCUAUAUGAACAACGGGGUGAAGAUUGAUAUCGACGCCGGCGACCUGCUUAUUCUCCCCUCUGGCUGGAUCCAUUCAGUCUAUACGCCGUGCGACUCCGUCAUUGUGGGCGGUAAUUUCCUCAACAUGCUGAGCCUGAAAAAUCAUUUGGAGGUUUACAAAAUUGAGAUCGACACCAAGGUGCCUGAGAAAUUCAAAUUUCCUAAUUUCAUCAAAGUCAUCUGGCUUAUUGGUUGGUUUGUGAUGAAAAACAACAACCUGACCGAGUUUGAGCUGGAAUGUCUCUCAAACCUUAUCCCAUUUUAUAAGAGUCAGCUCCGGGAUAUCAAGAACAUCGACACAGCAGACAAAUACCAUAAGCGAAUCAUCAGCAGGAUAAAGAACUCCCUACCAACAAGCGUGAUUGGCAGACCUGCAGAUUUCGUAGCUGACUUUGAACGCUGGUAUUUUCUACAAACAAAGAAGCGCAAGUACGAUGAUAUGUAACGAAAUGACCAAAUCCAUUGUACGAAAUUAUUACAUCAAGCCAAAAUACGUAGACCAGAAGCAGGAGCGCCCACUAAGGUGACCUUUGUGAUUGAGCAAAUCUUGCCCUUCUCGCUCGCAUGGUACUUAGCACCUGUAAGAGCUUCCGUCACGUAAGGAGAACCCCUGUAUAUUGGUGUGAAUGUGCCGGCACAAACGUCAAAGUCGGCAUACGGAUCGAAAUCGAUCUCCACGGCAUCGGUAGAUAUAGAAUCCGACUUGGCCUUGAUCUUGUUAGCCUGCUCUGCUCUUGGCCCCGAGGUGAUUAUGGAGAGGAACUCGCCUGCAAAGUAGGAAGCCAGGGCAUAGUUCUUGUAUUUGAAUGACUGGGUCAUGGCAACCUGGAGAGCAUUGACCCUAUGAGAAGGUUGCAAUUGGGCUCUUGUGAAGUAUGCUGCCAGCUCCAAAUUGCGCUUCACAUCGUCCUGAGGCAAAGCUCUUCUGGCAAGCUCGAUAGAAAGACCAAGAAUAUACUCCUUGCAAACGGCAAGCACCUCUUCACACUUCUCUUCAUCAUCUGCAUUGUAAACCACAGAUGUAGCAACAAUGUAGAUUAGCUCCCUGAAUACCACGAUCGCCUCUUCUAGUUUGUUAGCUUUGAAGAGCUUGAAUCCUUCGUGCAAUCCAGCCUCAAGCUUGUCGAAGCCCGGAACGUAUGGAAGAGCCUUGGAGCCAUUCUCUUCCUCUGGGUCAGCUCUCACAUAAGAUUUUAAAGAUGGGAGACCGUCGAUGGCUGGAAUGAAAACCUUGUUGGCUUGGUAAAUUUCAAGGAACCUCUUUCUUAAAGGCUCGAAAUUGGCUAUACCGAGCUGCUUAUUCAACAUUUGAGCAGCAGGCUCAAAUGCUCCCGCUGCAAUGUAUCCUGCAGCACAUCUGGAGUUUCUGACCCAGUUUCCAAGCUCGCCUGACAGAGCUCCAACAUCUUCAACAUCGUCAUCAACUGCAUCCUCGUCAACUUCGACUUCAAGCUCUUCCUCGCCCAAAUCCCAUCCUUCGUCGUCGGCAAUCGGUUCAGCAUCCUCGAACAAGUUCUCGUCAUCUACAGAGGCAGCAAAUCUAUCAGUGGCGGUAGCUUCUGUUUGUGGUUGGUCUUCGAUGGAUAAACCUUCGAAGUUGCCAAGGAGAGCUUGUUCAAAGUAGGACAAGGAAGCUUUCUCCAGAGGCCAUGGCUCAGUGAUGACAGAAGUCACUUCAGGAACACUGUUAGGCUCUCCAAACGAAGGCAUUUGGAUGUCUGCCUCCGUUAAUCCCGCCUCGGACAGAAUCGAUUCUGCAAUAUCGUCAAGACCAUUAGUCUUGGCCGUGGCAUAUGCAAGUGGGAGAAGGCCAGUUUCGAUGAAGGUGUUGAUUCUUUUUUCAACAGAGUUCAAGUAAAGACUGUUUUGGAACAAAGACGAGUAGUCGCCUCUUGCCUCCGCAAUUUGCUCCAUUUUGGAAAGCUUUUCAGUCUCACCAGUGAUAAGGUACAGGAAAGAAAGCUUUUCGAGUUUCUUGAGUUGCUGGUAAACAAGUUCGACAAUCGGAACAUUGCCUUGCAGAAGGGCCUCCUUGCCAAGUUUUUCCCAAAUGACUGGGUUGUCAAGUUUCUUGGCUUCUUCCAAAGCGAUGUCCAGGUUGUCACAUUCUAUGGCAAGUUCAAAUCUGGUCUCAGAAUCUUCAACAAACUGCAAUGCAAUUUCAGGAUAUCCCUUGGCUUGCAGGUAGCCGAUAAUGUUCUGACCCACGAGGUUAGAAGUCUUGAUAAUUCUAAGCACCUCAUUGAAAUUCUUGUUCACCAGUGCUUUCUUGAAUCUGUAUUCAGUAGGGUCAAUGGUCACAACUUCCACCUCGCCCUUUCUGUUCAAACAGAAACACUGUCUGCCUGAAACCUUAAUAACAUAAAGAGUAUUCUCUAGAGUUUUAAUGGUUCCGUUGUCACCAUUCAGCAAGGCGUACUUGAUGUGAUUCAGCGUUGAGUAGAUCAACACGCCAGAGUCGUCCCAAGCUGCACUCUUGACUCUGAUAGUCUCAUGCAUCGACAUCAAAGUCUCCAGCUUUUUGUUGGCAAUGAUGAUGGUAUGUUUGGACAAAAGAGCAACAUACUGAGUGUCUGCAGACCAAACAGCAUACUUGGCAUUGCUGAUCUGGAUCUUUGCAAGCUCUUUCUUUUGCUGGACGUCGUAGUGGAUAACUUCGUUAGGUUUCAUCAAAAGGAUCGUACCUGGACCGGCAUACAAGAUGUCUUUGACAGCAGAAUCAAGGUCGAUAACUUUGGUCACCGUGUUUCUGAGGUCUCUGACUUCCAAUUUGUGUGUAACUUUUGAAAAUGUAACAAAUCUAUUUCUGGCAAUGAAGCAAGCUGCUGUAGCUGCGCCCUCACCUCUUGGACUUGGCUCUAGUGCACCAACAAUCUCCUUAGGCAAAUCCAUGUAGGAAUAUACUCCGUUUUCAUUCUCUCCUGCUUGAACCAACAACGAGCGCUCGGCAGGGUUGUAGGAUAUGUUUCUAAUUUUGGUCCAUGACUUGCUGAUCUUGUUCAAAGAUAGCAUUGGCAAAGACACUUGUUGCUUGUCAAACUGAUACUGUUGUACCUGGCUUUCAUUGUUGACAAAGAAUAAGGUGUUCUGGAACAAAGUGCUUGCCGGUCUUUCUCUGUCAAGCUUGAAAACCAUGACACCUGAAUCAUGACAUGUGGCAAAGAGAUUCAUCGUUGGAUGAGCGGCAACAAGCCAGAACCGAUCGUUUUCCCGCUUGAAUUGUUUCACCGGUGUUCUUUUGUUUAAGUCCCAAGUUCUAAUUGUUCUGUCCUCGCCAACCGAUAUAAUGAGAUCUUCAGUUGGGUGGAAGAGUACACAGGGAACGUUAUUGGUGUGUCCUCUGCAGCUGUCAACUUCCCAGGCUCUGGUCUCGCUCAUUCGCCAAAGCUUAACGACUCUGUCGUCACCUCCCGAAACAAUCAGGGGAAGCGUUGGGUGGAACGAGGCCCAGUUGACACCCUUGUCAUGGCCUUCGAGCACGUACUUGACAACGGCAUCCGUGUUCCCAAAGAUGUCUUGCUGGGGCACUUGAUUUCUGGCGUAUUGUUCUUCGAAGGAGCGCAUUCCACCUUGUGGAGCCGAGUGCUUCUUUCUCAAUCCGGAGAUGUCCCAAACUCUGACCGUCUGAUCCAACGAAGCCGAAACGAUCAGAUCCUGGGAGGGAUGAAACUGUGCUGACAUCACGUAGUGGUUAUGGCCGGUCAAACAAGCGAUCUCCUGACGGUUCUGCCAAUUCCAGAUUCUGAUGGUCUGAUCGUCAGAACACGAAAUGAUCCAUGGCAGAUCGUGGUGGAAAAACACAGUUCGAACGUAAUCCAGAUGGCCGUUCAAAGUGAACAUGCAUUUUCUAGUUUGCAGUGACCAAACCUUUACAGUGUAGUCGUCACCACCGGAAACAAAGAUCGGUUGCGUAGGGUGGAAAUCGACAGCUCUCACAGGGCCGUCAUGCUCUUCGAAUCUAUCAAUAAGGGUACCCAUCCGGUAAUCCCAGAGUUGGAUGGUGGACGAAUGCAACGACACCAAGAUCCAAGGCCGUUUGGGGUGGAAGGCCACGCCCUUAGCUCUUGAAGACUUGGAUUCAAACUAAAGAGAGUUAGCAUACAGUACACGUCAACAGGUCGAGCAACUUACCUUUGUGAGCAUCUUCAUCUUGAAUAAACAGUUGCUUGGAGCUAAGCAAGAAUUGGUGCAAUUGAUGAUAAUACUCCAAGGAGUUUUAUUUAAUGGAUGAGUGAUGCGUGCUUUGUUUGUCUUGUUGUUCUUUUAGUUUUUUCCAACGAGUCCAAGAGGAAGACUCGCUGACGUAAGCAAUGGAAGGGGC
Ogataea polymorpha is the source of this 5418-nucleotide messenger RNA. RefSeq lists its product as uncharacterized. Gene Ontology annotation, molecular function: transcription coregulator activity; histone demethylase activity. The transcript has a single exon. The record is from RefSeq and is a predicted model, not a curated record. The coding region runs from base 1 to 1542 and encodes 513 amino acids. Gene Ontology annotation, biological process: regulation of transcription by RNA polymerase II; protein demethylation. Lineage: Eukaryota; Fungi; Ascomycota; Pichiomycetes; Pichiales; Pichiaceae.